AUGGUAGCAUAUGUUUUCCACGAGUUCAGUGUGUCCACCAGCAAACUGGCUAUUGAGGAAGAAAGGACUAUCCAAACCCUGUGCAUUGACAUCCUGCAAUGUCUGGACACCUCAGUCAGUGGAAUGACCCAAGUGUUAUGGCCAAGGCUUCUGGAGUAUGUGGUGCCAGCUCAGUACACUGGUACUUUGAAGCCUCUCUGCAGAUGCCUUAGGGAACUGGCUGAGAAAAAGAAGCAGGAAGGAGAAGAAGCUGCUUGCCUCGACUACAGUGGACCAGUGAAACUCCCUACACCCCAGGGGCUGCUGGCGCGACUCCUGGUAGUAGCCUCAUCCCCUUAUGAAAGAGAAGGACAUGGAUAUGCUGCCUUGCAAUUACUGAAGGCCCUGCACGAAACUAUCCAUGCAGCAGUGGGUGAGAUGUGGGUAGUAAAGAUCCCACCUCUGCUGCAGUACAUUGAAGGAAACACAGAGAAUUCCCUGGACCAUGAACGGUGGGAGCACAUGCUGCUUCAGUUCCUAAGAACAUCUCUGGAGACGAUAGACAACAGUGCCUGGAGCAGCCAGCUAAGCCUUGAGUUGAGCCAGCAGAUGGCCGGCUAUGCCAGCCCUUCCAAAGAGAAGAGUUUCCUGUAUAAGGCGCUAGGAAAGUCCUUAGCAGUUUGUCAGGACCUGGUCCACGUUAAAUCACAGAUUCAUAAAUUUCUGACAACAACAGAUUAUAUGGAAGCCCCUGAGACAGAGGGAGUCAUUUCCGUCCUCGCAUUCUCUGCUGAGAGCCACUUGGACCUCACCUUGAACGCACUUCAGGAGUUUGGGGCUGCAAUCAGCAAGGUUAAGAUUUCUGGGCUCAUCGACCGUCUGAAGGACUACCACCAUGGGAAAAGAGGCAAGACUCGCAGCACCCUGAUGCUGACAUACAGCAACGUGGCUGUCCAUGCUCCAAAAGAGCAGCUUCUCUCCCGAGUAGAGGCAGACAUCACAGGGAACAUCCUUCACCAUUACAGAGCCAGUUGUCGGGUGCUGGGCAUCACUCUUACGAACAAGGACAUGUACCUAAAAUUAAUCCUCAUCCAGAAUGUCAUGGAGAUUAGCUGUGCCAUCUUGGAGACCGGAGACUCCCAGGAGUUCGAAUUCUCUUACAAACAGGAGCUCCUUGGCUACAUGCUGGACUUCAUUAAAAAGGAACCACUGGAUUCCCUGGCAUCUCCAGUUCGCUACAAGGCAAUUCUUGCCAUUGAACAUCUGAGCAAACUCAAACCAUCUUUGACCUUGGAGGAUAACUGUGAGCUCCUUGAUCAGUGUUUCAAAAGUUUAUUUCCCCUUCCUCCCUUGGAGAAGAUGAAAGAGGAAAGUGAGACAGCAAAGGAUGCUCUGCAUAUACAGUCACUGUACGUAGGGUCCUUGGAAGCCCUUGGCAAGCUAAUGAAGACUUUGCUGGAGGACGAACCAACCGCAGACUGGUUCCUGGAAAUGUUUGAACUACUAAGGACAUGGUUCAGUUCAGGGAAGGAGUGGGAGAGAGAAAGGGCCUUGCAGGCCAGCACCCAGCUGCUGACUGCCUAUCAAGAGACAGUUAAUAGCACAACUCAGGAAACUUUUAAUCAGUUUGGAUCUCUGAUUGGACAAAUAGCACCAUACAGCUGUGAUUCACUGGCCACGUCCCGUCAGUGGGUGGUUGACUGUAUCAGCUGCCUUCUCUGUAUACAAGGCCAGUCCAUGAACCUGGGGUCAGCGGCGGAGGAGCUGAGAUGUCUCCGUGAAGCACUAACACCUCCAGACCCUGAGGCUCUGUUUCAGACAUCUUCCAAAAUGGCCAGGGUUAUUAGUGAGUACUUUCCCACAGAACAGGCCACAGACUUUAUUCACUCCACAUUGGAAGGCAUUCUGUCUGCUAGCCCCACCUGUGCCACAGCAGCUGGACUGUGGAUGAAGAUCAUCCUGAAGGAGUGUGGAGAUGCCAUGCUCGACCAGGUGCCAGAUAUCGUGAAUAAUAUAUAUAGCUGUAUGCCUGCUAUCCAGGAGGGCAGCUUGAAGCAGUUCCUGGUGGAGGCAGUGUGCAGUCUCGCUCACCAUCACGUAGAGGCAGUGAUCUCCAGCCUCCUCACAGAACGUCUGCCGAUGGACAGUUACACCACUGAGCUGUGGAGAUCUCUGGGAGGAGACCCCUUGCUUGCCACUCAAGUCCUACAGGUCCUGAAAGACAAGAUAAAGACUCCAACAAGCCAAGAAGGCAACAUCACCUCAGAGACUGAAAUCGACAGGGAUUUUGCAGCUGCUGAACCUCUCGAAGCAACAUGUGCCAUCUUUGAGGUGGUGUCAGCACUGCAGUCGAGCAAAGCUGUGCAGGAGCUGCUCCCAGAGUUGUUUCCUGUUCUCCUGCAGCAGGUCAGCCGAACCCUAGGACAAGAGAUGCCUUUGCCAAUGAUAACCAGCCGGAGGGAAUUCCAAAAAGACCUACAACAUACUAAGGACAAACCUUGCCGGAUUUCUAUCAAAGCAUUAGAGGCUGUGCUUUUCAGAGCUGAGAAUGAGAUACUGGGGAGAGCGCUCAGGGAGCAGAGAACACAGAGUCUGCUUGAAAACCCCAAGACUCACCAUGAGGGAGUGUGUCUGCUGGUGAGUGUUCUGCUAAGAGCUGAACUAAUAACACCUGAGAUCUUACAGAGCCUCCUCCCCUGGGUGAAUUCCCCAACAGAAAACCUCCGAGUCACCAGCACAGCUUUCCUUGCCCAGCUAAUGAGUGACCCCAUGCUCAGGGAGAAGACGUUCCUUAAGUCCGUCUUGAGCAUCUUGGAAGAAAGGUCCCAGGAUAGGAACAGCAUUGUCCGCCAGAUGGCUGUGAGAGGCCUGGGAAAUUUAGUCUAUGGGGCGCCUGAGGAGGUGAAAAAGCACAAGAAGUUUCUUCUGGACAUAUUGAUCGGGGCCUUACAUGACAUUUUCAGUUCGGAAGUCAUUGGCGAGAGCAUGAAAGCACUGGCCAAAGUCCUGAAGGAGCUAAAAGAGAAGGACAUAGGUUCUUCCUUCAAAGACCUCACCCAACAGAUCCGGACCUACUUUGACGAUGAGGAUGAUGCUCUUCGCUCAAUGGCCUUUGUCCUAUUUGGCAUCCUGGCCCGGCUAACAAAGAGAAAAUGGAAGACCUAUUUUGCCGACCAGGUUAAACAGAGCUGGGUCACACUUCUGCUGCACCUGCAAGACCCAAACCCUGAGGUUUCAGUGGAAUGCAGAGCUACGUUUCACCUCUGUUUGCCGUUUUUGGGACAGAAGAGACUCCAAAGGGCAAUUAAUGAGCACCUUUGUGGCACAGCCAAGCUGAAGCCUGAAGAGCUCCAAGUGGACAUUUGCAGACACCUUGCCAAAGAGAAUGCAGAGCUGCUGGAGAAAAUGUACCAAAUCACCAUCACGUACUUCUAUAGCAGCUGGGAAGAGAUCCGGGCAGUUGCAGCCAACUUAGCUGGCAUCAUCCUGGAACACACAGACAGGCAGCGUAUGAAAUGGCUGGACCUGGAACAUCUGCUAAUGUCUCUCCGAGUCCUACAGAAAGACCCAAGUCCCACUGUCCAGCUGGUGGCAACUGAGAUCAUCAGUGACAUCUGUUCUGGCCGAGUGAUUGGGGAAUGAAGCGCAACGGAGACAAACAGAAGAAGGUGCUCCAGUAGUAUAAGGGCCCUACCAUCAUUCAAAUGUUAACCCCACCCCUUGCCCACCGGUCACCAGAAGUCCCACACCCAUGGGGUAUUACUUCCGGGGUCAAGGCGGACACAUAACCAGAAGCAAGGUGUGUCAUGUGGCCCCUCUAAGAACUCCUCUCACCGUCCUCUACCAAUCAGGAGGGGUUUCAGCCACUGGGGACCACCAGUUUGACCAACUGGGAGGGAAUUCUGGGGUGGGGUGACCCAUCCGGAAGUGGUUCGUGUGACCCCUCUAAGAACUCCUCCCACCACCCUUUACCAAUUGCGAUGGGUUUUGGCUUCAGAGGACUGCCCCAAGACGAGAUCUGGCCAAAAUAGGGCAGGUUCUUGGAUGGGGUGAACUGCCCAGAAGAGGGUCAUGCGACCCCUCUAAGGACUCCUCCCAAUGCCCUCUGCCAAUCAGAAUGCAGAACCAUCACCCCAUAAGUCCCAGUACCGGGCAGAGGAGGCCAUCUCUUAUCAAGAAGACAUGUUUUAGAAAUUGUGGAAAGGCUGAGAGGAAACAUGGACUCCUCUACCACCCCCGUGAGAACUUCAGACUUUGUUUUAGCCCCGAGGACCUUUGGACUUGUAUGGAGAAAGUGCUACAGCAGUGAGAGUUCCAAGGAGGGCCCUUUGACUCAACCGUUGAUAAAUACCUUGGAACCCGACCCCGAAACCCAAACCAAUGAGUGUGACGGCCUCUCAUUGUCCACCCCCCUAAAGUUGGAAGAGGAUCAUGGCUUGGGGGAGUCACCAGCGGACAAGGUGAACGCGAAAUACGUCGCUCAGAUGCUGGCCAAGUAUCUCACAAACAAGGUCAUAUGUAAAUAACCCAGCCCCAGAUUUUCGAUUUACUGUGCACAUAUUUCCUACUAAACUGUUUGAAGUAUCUGUUUCAAUUGCUCAGAGGCCUGAUUUCUUCUUUCAGAGAAAUUGGGGCUUCCUGCAUGUCCACUGUAACCAUGAUGUGGGGGCUUCCUCCCUUACCCUUUCUCUGCAGAGAUGGAAGAAGACCUCAGUUCAGUGCCUCUCUGGGGUUUCUAACCACUCUUCCAGGAUCCCCACUGUGACAAAAUGGGAGAUUUUCUUAUAUUUUUGUGGUUUUCCAAUGAUUUGCAUGCAGAGGGAGUGGGACUCAGUGCCCCUGGGUGUUACUGGUUUAACGAGGUGAGGGGAGAGGGAGUUUGUUGUUACAGAGGACCGGAGAGGGAACUUGGGACCCCAGCCGAUGGCCUGGAGGAUGGACACCCCAGCGACCGCUGACCUGAUGACCCAGAGACCCAGAUGAGGAGUCAUAGCCGGUUCUAGCCAGUGGGAGGACAAUGGGCCGUGAAGAGAGGACCCCAUGACCCAACCAGCCGGUUCCAGCCAGAGGAGGGCAGAGAGGAAAGGAGGCCCAGACGACCCUGUUUACCUGGAGAGAAGACAAUGGACAGAGGGGGGCUUGGGGCCGGUGAUCUCAGAUGCAGCUGGGAAGCAGGGAGGCUCUUGGCUGGAGAGGAGGGGCAGGCAGAGCCCACCUGGAUGCAAGGAGACUGGGAUGUACUGGGCUGAGGGAGGUCAGGCCUGAGGCCCUGAGUGUUUCCUGUGCUGUGUUCAAUGCUCAAUAAACCCUCCUGUUUUACGCUG
Molecule: messenger RNA, 5303 nt
Organism: Malaclemys terrapin pileata
Lineage: Eukaryota; Metazoa; Chordata; Testudines; Emydidae
Product: maestro heat-like repeat-containing protein family member 2B
Exons: 32
Coding region: 1-3621 (1206 amino acids)
Cellular component (GO): cytoplasm
Source: RefSeq, a predicted model, not a curated record